GGCUGUGGGCGAGGCGAGCGGCCGGCGCGGGCCCCUGGCGGGCGGGCGGUGCACCCCACGGCCUGGCGCCACUUCUGAGUGCCGAGAGUUCGAGUCCCGCCCCUACUCGGGGGCGGAGCUGGGUGGUACCUAGUUGCGCCGCACUAGCUCUGGUCGCAUCCGGAUGCUUGGCCCGGAGCGAGGCUGCUGAAAUCUCCCCGAUACAGGUCCCAGGCCUGGCUGCAGACGGAUCGGAUGAGUGCCCAGCUCAGCAACAAAGGCGAAGAGCCUAUGGGAGACUGUCACCGGGAUGGCAGCUGUGUCCCAGAAAUCACGGAAGCCCCAGCCCUCCAGGCAGAGAAGGAGGAGGGCGAGGGGACCGGAGGAGCUCCCGAGUCAGGAUCCCAGCCCGGACUCUACAGCUACAUCAGGGACGACCUGUUCACCUCGGAGAUCUUCAAGCUGGAGCUGCAGAACGUGCCCCGCCAUACGAGCUUCAGCGACGUCCGCCGCUUCCUGGGUCGCUUUGGCCUACAGCCCCACAAGACCAAGCUCUUCGGGCAACCUCCCUGCGCCUUUGUGACAUUCAGCAAUGCCGCUGAGCGGGACAAGGCCCUGCGUGUGCUGCACGGGGCCCUCUGGAAGGGCCGCCCGCUCAGCGUGCGUCUGGCCAGGCCCAAAGCAGACCCCAUGGCCAAGAAAAGACAGCGUGAGGAAGAGAGCGAGGCAUCGGCCACAUGCAUUGCCGACGUAGUCACCCCUCUUUGGACUGUGCCCUACCCCGAGCAGCUAGAGCAGAAGCGGCUGGAGUGCGAGCAGGUGCUACAGAAGCUUGCCAAGGAAAUUGGGAGUACCAACCGCGCCCUGUUGCCCUGGCUGCUCUCACAGAGGCACAAGUACAACAAGGCAUGCUGCCCACUGGAAGGGGUCAAGCCGUCGCCCCAGCAGACUGAAUAUCGUAACAAGUGUGAGUUUCUGGUUGGCAUCGGGGUUGAUGGAGAAGACAACACAGUCGGCUGCCGCCUGGGCAAAUACAAGGGUGGGACUUGUGCUGUGGCCGCUCCUUUCGACACGGUGCACAUCCCCACGGCCACCAAGCAGGUGGUGAAGGCUUUCCAGGAGUUUAUCCGGUCCACUCCAUACUCAGCCUAUGACCCAGAGACGUACUCGGGCCACUGGAAGCAGCUGACUGUGCGCACCAGCCGCCAGGGACAAGCCAUGGCCAUUGCCUACUUCCACCCCCAGAAACUCAGCACUGAGGAGCUGACGGGGCUGAAAGCUUCCUUGGCACACCACUUCGUGGCAGGGCCAGGCAAGGCCAGCGGGGUGACCUGCCUCUACUUUGUGGCGGAGGGGAGACAGCGAAAUACGCCCAGCCUGGAGGGCCUGGCCCUGGAGCACGUGGCGGGGGACCGCCACAUCCGAGAGGACCUGCUAGGGCUGACCUUCCGGAUCUCCCCGCAUGCCUUCUUCCAGGUGAACACCGCCGCGGCUGAAGUGCUGUACACGCUGAUCCAGGAGUGGGCGCAGCUGGACUCGGGCAGCACCGUGCUGGAUGUGUGCUGUGGUACUGGCACCAUUGGUCUGGCACUGGCCAGGAAGGUGAAGAGAGUUGUGGGGAUUGAGCUGUGCCCAGAGGCUGUGGAAGAUGCCCGGGUGAAUGCCCAAGAAAAUGAACUGAAUAACGUGGAGUUCCACUGCGGAAGGGCUGAGGAUCUGUUGCCCACCCUCGUGAACCGACUAGCCUCCCAGCAGCUCAUAGCUGUCCUGGACCCGCCCCGAGCUGGCCUGCAUUCCAAAGUGAUCCUGGCCAUCCGCAGAGCAGAAAACCUCAAGCGGCUGUUGUAUGUCUCCUGCAACCCCCGGGCGGCCAUGGCCAACUUUGUCGACCUCUGCAGAGCCCCCUCUAAUCGGGUGAAGGGCACCCCGUUCAAGCCAGUCAAAGCUGUGGCUGUGGACCUGUUCCCACAGACCCCACAUUGUGAGAUGCUUAUCCUGUUUGAAAGGACUGAGUACUCCAAUGGUGGGGCUCCAGCACCCUCAGAGCCACCGGCCCAGCCCCCACCAGGACCUCCGCCUGACACCUCACAGGAAACUGGGGCCUCCACCUCUUCGUAGGCCUUGGGUACACAGCUUUUCUAGAUCUCGCCCGUGUGGAUCGCAGGGCUGCGGCCACAGCACUCCAGUAUGUGCCUUGCCUGGGAUGCUUGGAGGUGGCCAUCCCUGUGGGCUCCCUCCCCAGUUCUCUUUGGGCCAGCAGGACCACACUGGCCACAAUAAACAGUU
Sorex fumeus (smoky shrew) is the source of this 2265-nucleotide messenger RNA. It is a transcript of the gene TRMT2A, whose product is annotated as tRNA methyltransferase 2 homolog A. The record is from RefSeq and is a predicted model, not a curated record. Bases 235 to 2097 code for a protein of 620 amino acids. Gene Ontology annotation, biological process: RNA processing. Gene Ontology annotation, molecular function: RNA binding; RNA methyltransferase activity. NCBI's taxonomy places the organism in Eukaryota, Metazoa, Chordata, Mammalia, Eulipotyphla, Soricidae. The transcript has 12 exons.